Molecule: messenger RNA, 942 nt
Organism: Closterium sp. Yama58-4
Lineage: Eukaryota; Viridiplantae; Streptophyta; Zygnematophyceae; Desmidiales; Closteriaceae
Source: the annotation of a GenBank genome assembly
AUGACUCAGUUGGUCGGCAAGACCCCCAUGGUGUAUUUGAACAAGGUGACGGAAGGAUGUGUGGCCAACAUUGCGGCCAAGCUGGAGAUUAUGGAGCCCUGCUGCAGCGUCAAGGAUCGUAUCGCCGUGAGCAUGAUCACAGACGCGGAAGAGAAGGGCCUCAUUACUCCAGGCAAGAGUGUGCUGGUGGAGCCGACGAGUGGCAACACGGGCAUCGGUCUCGCCUUCGUGGCGGCAGCGAGGGGUUACAAGCUCACCCUCACCAUGCCCGCCUCCAUGAGCCUCGAGCGCCGCGUGCUGCUGCGCGCAUUCGGAGCGGAUCUGGUUCUGACAGACCCCGCCAAGGGCAUGAAGGGCGCGAUCCAGAAGGCGGAGGAGAUUGUUGCGAGUACUGAAGGCGCUUACAUGCUGCAGCAGUUUGAAAACCCGGCGAACCCCAAGGUGCACUUUGAGACGACGGGCCCGGAGAUCUGGGAGGGCUCGAACGGCCAUGUUGAUAUUCUGGUGUCUGGGAUCGGCACGGGCGGCACCGUCACAGGCGCUGGGAGGUUCCUGCGGAGCAAGAACCCGGAUGUGAAGCUUGUGGGAGUGGAGCCCAAGGAAAGCCCUGUCAUCUCAGGUGGAAAGCCAGGCCCACACAAGAUCCAGGGCAUAGGUGCGGGUUUUGUGCCUGGAGUGCUGGACGUGGGGCUGCUCAGCGAAGUGGUGCAGGUGUCCAGUGACGAAGCAGUGGAGAUGGCAAAGCAGCUCGCGCAGAAGGAAGGGCUGCUGGUGGGAAUUUCAUCCGGGGCAGCAGUCGUGGCAGCGAUUGAAGUGGCCAAACGGCCGGAGAACGCUGGGAAGCUCAUUGUGGUGGUGCUGCCAAGCUUUGGUGAGCGGUACCUUUCCUCGGUCCUCUUCUCCUCUCUCCGCGACGAGGCGCUGGCCAUGCAGCAUGCAUAA